UACCUACCUACAAUGGCAUCGGCCGCGCCCAUCGUCCGCCGCGCCCUGCUCUACGUCCCCGGCUCUUCGAAAAAGAUGCUGGACAAGUCGCGCGGCCUCAACGUCGACUGCAUAGCCUACGACCUGGAAGACUCGGUCACUCCGGGGAAAAAGGCAGAGGCGCGCUCGAAUUUGCGCCAAUUGCUCGAACAGCCGCGCGCGGCCGGCAUCCGCGAGCAAGCCGUGCGCAUCAACUCUGUAGACAGCGGCUAUGCACUCGAUGAUUUGACUGAAGUGCUCAAAGCCCCCAACGUCGAUGCCCUCGUGAUCCCCAAGGUCAAUUCAGCCUCGGACCUGCAUUUCGUGACGGACGUGAUACGGCACACGCUGCCGCAGCGGCACCCAACUUCGCCCACGCCGCCAUCGACGCCAGGCUCGCAGCAGCAGCAACCGCUCCGCCUCAUUGCGCUCGUCGAGUCGGCCAAAGCCCUCAUGGACCUCUCCUCCAUCUGCAAAGCCACGCCGUACCUGUCGGGCCUCAUUUUCGCGGCCGAAGACUUUGCCCUCGACCUCUCCAUCACGCGCACGCCGUCGCUGAGCGAGUUCCUGUACGCGCGGUCCGCCAUCGUGACGGCGUGCCGCGCGCACGGCCUGCCCAGCGCCAUCGACCUCGUCUGCACGGCCUACAAAGGCGACGAGGGGCUGCGGACGCUCGCCGACGAGUGCGCCGACGGCAAGCGCCUCGGCUUCAACGGCAAGCAGCUCAUCCAUCCGUCGCAGGUCGACGUGUGCCAGGAGACGUUUUCGCCCGCCCGCCGCGAGACCGAGUGGGCGGUGAGGAUCCUGGUGGCCGACGAGAAGGCGGUUGCGCAGGGGAGGGGCGCUUGGACGCUGGAUGGGAAGAUGAUCGAUGCGCCGGUUGUGGGGAAGGCGAGGGCGAUCGUGCAGAGGGCGGAGCUGUGCGGGGUCGAUGUGGGGUCGUUGUGGGAGGAAUGGGCGGGGCAGGAGCCCGAGUAGGUACCUAGGACGGUUUGAUUACGGGACUGCUAGGGACAGUUGCCAUCUGGGGGAAAGGAAAUCCCGUCAGAGAGUGAGUGUCUGGAUGCAACCGUGGGCCCUGCAUGCUAGACGAGAUAUCGGAUAUCGGAGUAGGUUUCAAGUGGGUUUGCUUGACCGUUGUUCUUUUGCAGCAACCCCAUUUGGGCAUUCAUCUAUCCUCUACAUGUCAUUUGUUUCCUUGUACCGCAUUGAAGUACAUGAAAAGGCAGG
Messenger RNA from Aplosporella prunicola CBS 121167, 1248 nucleotides. RefSeq lists its product as uncharacterized. The record is from RefSeq and is a predicted model, not a curated record. NCBI's taxonomy places the organism in Eukaryota, Fungi, Ascomycota, Dothideomycetes, Botryosphaeriales, Aplosporellaceae. Bases 13 to 996 code for a protein of 327 amino acids. The transcript is spliced from 3 exons. Gene Ontology annotation, biological process: oxaloacetate metabolic process. Gene Ontology annotation, molecular function: catalytic activity; magnesium ion binding.